Messenger RNA from Apaloderma vittatum (bar-tailed trogon), 1378 nucleotides. It is a transcript of the gene UGT2A1, whose product is annotated as UDP glucuronosyltransferase 2 family, polypeptide A1, complex locus. The annotation marks the transcript as partial. The record is from RefSeq and is a predicted model, not a curated record. Lineage: Eukaryota; Metazoa; Chordata; Aves; Trogoniformes; Trogonidae. Gene Ontology annotation, molecular function: UDP-glycosyltransferase activity. The transcript is spliced from 2 exons.
AUGGACAUAAAAGCCACCACCUCCAAGAAAUUCCUCCAGCUGCUCCUUUGGCAGGUCGCUCUCCUAGGGCCUGCCUUCUGCGGGAACGUGUUGGUCUGGCCGACAGAAGGCAGCCACUGGCUAAACGUAGAGAUAGUUAUACAAGAGCUCAUCCACCGUGGGCACAGUGUUACCAUUCUGGUAUCCAACGCUUCCCUCUUUAUUAAACCGAGGACUGAGGCUGCAGAGAAGUUUGAGGUCUAUAAUGUGCCCUUCAAGAACGACACCAUUGAGAACCUGAUUGAGGAUGUAGUGGCACUAUGGCUGAAUAACAGGCCAACAACCUUGACCUUCUGGCAGUUUUACAAGGAGCUGGGAAAGCUGUCCAAAAACUGGCACAAGAUGAACAGGCUGAUGUGUGAUGCGGUGCUAACCAACCGAGAGCUGAUGGCCCACUUGCAGGGGUCUAGCUAUGACCUCCUGCUGUCAGACCCAGUGACCCUCUGCGGGGAUCUCCUGGCUCUCAAGCUGGCCGUACCCUUCAUCUACUCGCUGCGCUUCUCGCCAGCCUCCACUGUGGAGAGGCACUGUGGCAAGAUCCCAGCCCCACCAUCCUACACGCCUGCAGCCCUGUCUGAGCUCACCGACUGCAUGUCCUUUGGUGAGAGAAUAAAAAACAUUGUGUCUUACUACCUGCAAGACUAUGUUUUCCAGAGCUACUGGGGAGAAUGGGAUAUCUACUAUAGCAAAGGGUUGGUCUGGGCGGCUGACAACAGCCACUGGCUGAACAUGGAGUACAUACUACAGGAGCUGGUGGCCCGGGGCCACGAGGUAACUGUACUGCUGCCUUCAUGCUUUCUCAUCCUCAACGCCACACAGCCCUCACCUUUCCAGUUUGAGGUGAUUGAGGUGCCAAUCACCAAAAAGGAGAUGGCUGACUUCCUGGAAGAACACUUGUAUUUUUGGUUUUACGAGGAGAGCGUGCUACCUCUCUGGGAAAGUCUUUACAAGAUAGCUCAACUGAUACACAAGCUGCAGAAUGUAACCAAAAUAAUUUGUGAUGAAGUCCUGAAGAACGAGGCGCUGCUGGAAAGACUGAGGGCAUCCAACUUCGAUGUCUUCUUGGCAGACCCACUGGCACCCAGUGGAGAGCUGUUUGCUGAGAAGCUGGGUAUCCCCUUCGUGUACACCAUCCGAUUCUCCAUAGGCAACACCGUGGAGCGGCUUUGUGGGCAACUCCCAGCACCUCCUUCCUACGUACCAGCCACCCUAAGCCGCCUAACAGAUAGGAUGUCCUUCCUGGAAAGGCUAAAAAACACCUUGUUCUAUGCUCUGCAGGAUAUUAUAUAUCAUUACCUUCUCUGGGGAAGCUGGAAUCAAUACUACAGUGAUGUCUUAG